Cinclus cinclus is the source of this 2394-nucleotide messenger RNA. Its product is annotated as disintegrin and metalloproteinase domain-containing protein 9-like. Gene Ontology annotation, molecular function: metalloendopeptidase activity. The coding region runs from base 1 to 2394 and encodes 797 amino acids. The transcript is spliced from 22 exons. Gene Ontology annotation, cellular component: plasma membrane. The record is from RefSeq and is a predicted model, not a curated record. NCBI's taxonomy places the organism in Eukaryota, Metazoa, Chordata, Aves, Passeriformes, Cinclidae. Gene Ontology annotation, biological process: proteolysis.
AUGUUCAUGCACAGCCUGUUUUUGUUCACUUUUGGACUAAUUUCUACUGGAAACCCUUUUUGGAUAAGAGGUGUAUCCUCUGAACUCACAUCCAGACUUCCUACAUUAGAAAUAAUCAUUCCUCAAAGUCUGACAGGCAGAGAGAAACAUCCCCCAUUUUCUCAUGAGGAGCAUUCAGAUGACAAUCUUUCUUACUCAGUUAAAACCAGAAAUGGAACAUACCUCCUAAAGCUGAAGAAAAAUAAAAAACUUCUUAGUGAGGACUUUAAGCUGUACACGUAUGGGGAAAAUGGGAAACUGCAGGCAACACUAUCCAAAAAUGAGUCACACUGUUAUUAUCAUGGCACUGUUGAAGGAAUUGCUGACUCCACACUUGCUCUUAGCACAUGUGAUGAUGGCCUGAGGGGAAUUCUCUACAUUGGAGGCAAGUGGUACGGAAUGGAGCCCCUCAACACAUCCAGCACAUUUGAACAUGUGCUUUAUGAAUUGGAAGAUGUGCAGGGUAUCCCCUUCCACUGUGGGGUGCUGAAUGGUAGCCUGGAGCAUAAGAUGGUUGUGAAGCAGUCUGUGAAACACACAUUUUCAUCAAACAGUACCUCCAGCAGGGACAGGCUCCUCAGGGAGAAGCGAGCUGUCCUGCCCCAGAAGAGCUAUGUAGAAUUAUUUGUGGUUGUGGAUCACAACAGGUUUUUGCUGAAAAAUUCUGAUCCUGCUGCAGUGCAAAAGGAAACAGUGGAGCUGAUUAAUUAUGUUGAUGGGAUGUAUACAGCAUUAAACAUUCAGAUUGUUUUGGUUGGAUUAGAAGUUUGGACAGAUGCCAAUCACAUAUCUGUAAUGGAUGGUUCAGCUGGAGAUGUGCUGAGUAGAUUUGUUUCUUGGAGACAGAAAGAUCUUCUGAAACGCUCAAGAAAUGAUGUUGGUCACCUCAUAAUAGGCAGAAACUCUUUCAGUGGAUCCAUUGGAAUGGCUUUUGUGGGUACUGUGUGCUCACAUGUCCAGGGAGGGUCAAUCAGCACUCUGAAUCAUAACAAAAUGUUACGUCACGCCACAGUAGUUGCACACGAGCUGGGGCACAAUCUGGGAAUGAAACAUGAUGAUAAGAGGUGUCCUGCAUCCUAUAUCAUGCACAGCACUGAUAAUGGAUCCAGGAAUUUCAGCACCUGUAGUGCUGAUGAUUUUGAGGCCUUUAUUCUAAAUGGAGGAGGAAACUGCCUUAGAAAUCCUCCCAAGACAAGUAAUGUGUACAAAGAACCUGUCUGUGGUAAUAAUGUGGUGGAUAAUAAUGAAGAAUGUGACUGUGGCAAACCACAGGAAUGCUCCAACCCCUGCUGUGAUGCUGCAACCUGCAAACUCACACCUGGCUCACAAUGUGCUCAAGGACUGUGCUGCAAAAACUGCAAGUUUAAGGUGGCAGGAGCAGAGUGCAGAGCAAAACAAGAUGUCUGUGAUCUCCCUGAGUACUGCAAUGGAAGCACUGCCUACUGCCCAGAUGAUGUUUACAUCAUGAAUGGUCACCCAUGCAGCAACAGCAAGGCUUAUUGCUACUAUGGAGUGUGCCAGAGCUUUGAUUCACAGUGUGAAUCUAUCUAUGGGAAAGGGGCACGAAAAGCACCUGAUAUAUGCUUUGAAAAAGCAAAUAUUAAAGGAGAUAGGUUUGGAAACUGUGGAAUGAAAGGUGGAGUGUACAAGAAAUGCCCUCUCCAGCACAGUCUGUGUGGGAAGCUCCAGUGCACAUCUGUCAGUCUUCAAAACCUUCCAGCCUGGAGCGUUGUCAAUAAUGCAUCUGGGGUUUUAUGCUGGUCCUCUGACUUUGACUUAGGAUCAGAUAUCCCUGAUCCUGCUCAAGUUCAUGAUGGGACAGCCUGUGGAGAGAACAAGGCCUGUUUAGGUUUUGAAUGUCUUGAUGCAAGAUAUCUGGGCUACAGCUGUGAUGUAAAGCAGAAGUGUUAUAAUAAUGGGGUGUGUAACAACAAUGGGAAUUGCCACUGCAAUCCAGGAUGGGCCCCUCCAUUCUGUAACCAGUCUGGCUAUGGUGGCAGUGUUGACAGUGGUCCAGCUCACAGAGACACAUCACUUCGGGAUGGGCUGCUGAUUUUCUUCUUCCUUGUGCUGCCUGUAGCCAUCCUCACUGCAGUAGCUGUAUUUAAACGUGAUGCAAUAAGGAGAAAACUUUGCAGGAAAAGCAGAGGACAGCACAGGGAUAACAGUGGGCAGGAGCCAAAGCAAGGCAACAGAGCAAGUCAUGAAACAGGAAAUAAUCAGCCUGCUGCAUCAAGACACAAUAUUUUUACCAUAUUGCCUUUUCCUGGUGCAAGGCAGCCAGUCCAAACCCAGCAUCCUGCAGCUUCCUCAGGACCUCAGCGACCCCCAGUCCCAUCUAGACCAGUUGUCUGA